This is a messenger RNA of Neodiprion fabricii, 696 nucleotides long. RefSeq lists its product as uncharacterized. The coding region runs from base 53 to 598 and encodes 181 amino acids. The record is from RefSeq and is a predicted model, not a curated record. Lineage: Eukaryota; Metazoa; Arthropoda; Insecta; Hymenoptera; Diprionidae. The transcript is spliced from 5 exons.
UCAGCUAGCCGAAUUCUUCAGUCCGGAAACAAUCGCGCAGUAGAGCGGACGUAUGAGAAUCACGCUCCGCAAAUUUCGAGUACCGGGUUCUGUACCAGCUGGAUCCUGCCCUCCGGGUCCGCUUCCUCGUGCAACUCGAGUUCCAGGACAAGCGCUCCGUAGUUCCUGCGCUCAAAGUCCACUACCUAGUGAAACUGGACUUCCAGGACAAGCGCUUCGUGGUUCCUGUGGAGCAGUUUUUCAGUUUUUCGUAGUUCUCCAUUGUUCCUGCGCUUCAGGUCCACUACCUGGUGUAACUCGACUUCCAGGACACGCGCUCCGUGGUUCCUGCGCUCCAAGUCCGCUAUCUGGUGCAACUCGACUUCAGGGACAAGCGCUCAGUAGUUUUCGCGCGCCGGGUCCACUACCUGUAUUCGAGGAUAACCCGAGGUGGGUAGGGGUGGUCGUUGGAUGUGUUUGGAAAUGGUCGGAGGUGGUCGGAGGGGGUUGGGGCUGGUUGCGGGUGAUCGAGAUAGAUGAGGAGGAGACCGAGGAGCAGGACGGGGAAGAUGAGAAGAACAAGGUGGACGAGGAUGACGAGGAUUUGUGCACUGUGUAACUCGAGGUGGUUAGCGGUGAUCGUUGGAGGUGAAUUGGUAGUGGUCGGACGUGGGCGAAGAUUGUGCUCGUUCUGUGCCCCACCUACUGAUCCACUAG